CCCCCUCUCCAGUCACCAAUGUGAAAAAAGGGAAGAUUGCAAAAAACAGUAUCUCUUUGUCUUGGCAAGAGCCGGAUCGCCCCAAUGGAAUCAUCUUGGAGUAUGAAAUCAAAUAUUUUGAAAAGGAUCAAGAGACCAGCUACACAAUUAUCAAAUCUAAAGAGACAACUAUUACUGCAGAGGGUUUGAAACCAGGUUCAGUGUACGUCUUCCAAAUCCGAGCACGCACAGCAGCAGGCUAUGGUGUCUUCAGUCGAAGAUUUGAGUUUGAAACCACCCCAGUGUUUGCAGCAUCUAGCGAUCAAAGCCAGAUUCCUAUAAUUGCUGUGUCGGUGACAGUGGGAGUCAUUUUGUUGGCAGUAGUUAUUGGCUUCCUCCUCAGUGGAAGUUGCUGCGAGUGUGGCUGUGGGAGGGCUUCUUCCCUGUGCGCUGUUGCCCAUCCAAGCCUAAUAUGGAGGUGUGGCUACAGCAAAGCAAAACAAGACCCAGAAGAGGAAAAGAUGCAUUUUCAUAACGGGCACAUUAAACUGCCAGGAGUAAGAACCUACAUUGAUCCACAUACCUAUGAGGAUCCCAAUCAAGCUGUCCAUGAAUUUGCCAAGGAGAUAGAAGCUUCGUGUAUCACCAUUGAAAGAGUUAUUGGAGCAGGUGAAUUUGGAGAAGUUUGUAGUGGACGUUUGAAACUACCAGGAAAAAGAGAAUUACCUGUGGCUAUCAAAACACUCAAAGUAGGCUACACUGAAAAGCAACGCAGAGAUUUCCUAGGUGAAGCAAGUAUCAUGGGGCAGUUUGAUCAUCCUAAUAUCAUCCAUCUAGAAGGUGUCGUGACCAAAAGUAAACCUGUGAUGAUCGUGACAGAGUAUAUGGAGAAUGGCUCUUUAGACACAUUCUUAAAGAAAAACGAUGGGCAGUUCACUGUGAUUCAGCUUGUUGGCAUGCUGAGAGGCAUCGCUGCAGGAAUGAAGUACCUUUCUGACAUGGGAUAUGUGCAUAGAGACCUUGCUGCUAGAAACAUCUUAAUCAACAGUAACCUUGUGUGCAAAGUGUCUGACUUUGGACUUUCCAGGGUCCUGGAAGAUGAUCCUGAGGCAGCCUACACUACAAGGGGUGGCAAAAUUCCAAUCAGAUGGACUGCCCCAGAAGCAAUAGCUUUCCGCAAGUUCACCUCAGCCAGUGAUGUCUGGAGCUAUGGAAUAGUAAUGUGGGAAGUUGUGUCUUACGGAGAGAGACCCUACUGGGAGAUGACCAAUCAAGAUGUGAUUAAAGCAGUAGAGGAAGGCUACCGUCUGCCAAGCCCCAUGGAUUGUCCUGCUGCUCUCUAUCAAUUAAUGCUGGAUUGCUGGCAGAAAGACCGAAAUAGCAGGCCCAAGUUUGAUGAAAUAGUCAACUUGUUGGAUAAGCUGAUACGCAACCCAAGUAGUUUGAAGACACUGGUUAAUGCAUCAAGCAGAGUAUCUAAUUUGUUGGCAGAGCAUGGGCCUUUAGGAUCUGGGGCCUACAGAUCAGUAGGCGAAUGGCUAGAAGCAAUCAAGAUGGGCCGGUAUACAGAGAUUUUCAUGGAAAAUGGAUACAGUUCAAUGGAUGCGGUGGCUCAGGUGACCUUGGAGGAUUUGAGGCGGCUUGGAGUGACUCUUGUCGGUCACCAGAAGAAGAUUAUGAACAGCCUUCAAGAAAUGAAGGUGCAGCUGAUUAACGGAAUGGUGCCAUUGUAACUUCCACUAUGUCACUCCUUCAAGUGAAUGAUUCUGCACUUUGUAAACAACCCUGAGAUUAAUUUUAACAAAAAAGGGGAAAAAGGGAAAACAGUGAUUUCUAAACCUCAGGCACAAAAUUGCUAUUCAGUGUUUUACUAAAAUCUCCACAUCUUCCUUUGUCUUCAUUUUUCAUGAAGCUUCUACAACCUGCAUAGAAUGAGAACAUGAUGUUAAAUGUCCUUAUGAUACAACACCAAAAUCCUUCUUGCUACUUCCACUAAAUUUUGUACAUGAAAUAUAUAAACACAUAGCACCUUUAUAGACUGAAUUAAGGCAGCCCCUUUCAAAACUUCCAGGAAUCUACUUGAAAGGAAAAGUUUUAUAGCCAUUUGUGGGCUAAGAAAAGCUACAGUUUACUGAAGUUUACUUCAAGUCUUAAUUGUCUACAUAAGUGUAUUGAAGAGCAAUAUUAUUAGCUUAUUUCUUAAUACAUAUUUUCUUUUGUAAUUUUAAAAUGCUAUUUACAUGGUGUUAAGUUAUAGAAACUAGUAUAUACACAUGUUGCUUGAUCAAGGAAAAAGUACAAUACAAGGUGUAUAUGUAUUUUUCUGUGUUCUAAAAUUCAUUUUUAGUUGCUCUUCUAGAGACUAUUAGGAAACAAAUGUGUACAUACUGUGUGUUUUAUAAUAUACCCAGGAACUGAGUUAAGAUGGACUGUGAGUGUGUGUGUGUGUGUGUGUGCUUGCACAUGUAUACAUUGUCAUUUUGCUUGCAUUUUUAAUAGUGUUUUAAUUUCGGCAACACAUAGGACAAGUGUUUCAGAGUAUAAUAUGAAUAAGAGAAAUAGGGAAGAGUAAAACAAAAUGUAACAUAAGCUGGUGUCUCUUUUCUCUCGUGUCCAAAUACUACUAAUCUCUUUAUUCACUAACAGGAAAUGUCUAUAAGAUUAAAUCCCCUUGGGCUGCUUAAAAACACUUUGUGAUAUCUGUGACAGUGCAGUUCUUCUAGCCAUUAAUCUUGUGCCCCUGUAAGAAAUUUCACCUUUCUGAGUCUCAGAAAAUAUCUUGUCAAGCAAAGUUGACACCAAAGGGCACAUUUUUAGCAGGAUGUAGAAGGAUUUAACUGUGCUGACUUCUGUUAAUGUUGUUAAAUCCAGGCACAAAGCACUAAGCAUCACCCUUCAGUGUUAAUCCUUUGCAACCAUUUCCAUUGCAUCUCAUUUCUAGAAUUUUUGAUACUAAGGAAGCAAUGGAAUGAAGUAAUGUAGUUACAUAU
Castor canadensis (American beaver) is the source of this 2969-nucleotide messenger RNA. The record is from RefSeq and is a predicted model, not a curated record. NCBI's taxonomy places the organism in Eukaryota, Metazoa, Chordata, Mammalia, Rodentia, Castoridae.